Symphalangus syndactylus (siamang) is the source of this 813-nucleotide messenger RNA. It is a transcript of the gene GJB3, whose product is annotated as gap junction protein beta 3. Gene Ontology annotation, biological process: cell-cell signaling. The record is from RefSeq and is a predicted model, not a curated record. Gene Ontology annotation, cellular component: connexin complex. Gene Ontology annotation, molecular function: gap junction channel activity. NCBI's taxonomy places the organism in Eukaryota, Metazoa, Chordata, Mammalia, Primates, Hylobatidae.
AUGGACUGGAAGACACUCCAGGCCCUACUGAGUGGUGUGAACAAGUACUCCACAGCGUUCGGGCGCAUUUGGCUGUCAGUGGUGUUCGUCUUCCGGGUGCUGGUGUACGUGGUGGCUGCAGAGCGCGUGUGGGGGGAUGAGCAGAAGGACUUUGACUGCAACACCAAGCAGCCCGGCUGCACCAACGUCUGCUACGACAACUACUUCCCCAUCUCCAACAUCCGCCUCUGGGCCCUGCAGCUCAUCUUCGUCACAUGCCCCUCGCUGCUGGUCAUCCUGCAUGUGGCCUACCGCGAGGAGCGGGAGCGCCGGCACCGCCAGAAGCACGGGGACCAGUGCGCCAAGCUAUAUGACAACGCAGGCAAGAAGCACGGAGGCCUGUGGUGGACCUACCUGUUCAGCCUCAUCUUCAAGCUCAUCAUUGAGCUCCUCUUCCUCUAUCUGCUGCACACUCUCUGGCAUGGCUUCAACAUGCCACGUCUGGUGCAGUGCGCCAACGUGGCCCCCUGCCCCAACAUCGUAGACUGCUACAUCGCCCGACCCACCGAGAAGAAAAUCUUCACCUACUUCAUGGUGGGCGCCUCCGCCGUCUGCAUCGUACUCACCAUCUGCGAGCUCUGCUACCUCAUCUGCCACAGGGUCCUGCGAGGCCUGCACAAGGACAAGCCUCGAGGGGGCCGCAGCCCCUCGUCCUCCACCAGCCGAGCUUCCACCUGCCGCUGCCACCACAAGCUGGUGGAGGCUGGGGAGCUGGAUCCAGACUCAGGCAGUAACAAGCUGCAGGCUUCAGCACCCAACCUGACCCCCAUCUGA